AUGGCUCCCGCUAUGCGUCUAGCGACCUCCACGAUAAGGGCCUCGCUGAGGGCGCCCUCGCUCUUUUCCCAGAACACCGCUUUUGCGGCUGCGAGGUGCUACUCCUCCAAGACCCAGACCUUGAAGGAGCGCUUCGCCGAGCUUCUGCCCGAGAAGAUUGAGCAGGUCAAGGCCCUGAGGAAAGAACAUGGUUCCAAGGUCAUCGACAAGGUCACCCUUGACCAAGUAUAUGGCGGUGCCCGUGGCAUCAAGUGCCUUGUAUGGGAAGGCUCCGUCCUCGACUCCGAGGAGGGCAUCCGCUUCCGCGGCAAGACUAUCCCCGAGUGCCAGGAGCUUCUGCCCAAGGCCCCCGGUGGCCAGGAGCCGCUUCCCGAAGGCCUCUUCUGGCUUCUUCUGACCGGUGAGGUCCCCACCGAGCAGCAGGUCCGCGAUCUGUCUGCCGACUGGGCCGCUCGCGCCGAGAUCCCCAAGUUCGUCGAGGAACUCAUCGACCGCUGCCCGACCGACCUCCACCCCAUGGCCCAGUUCUCGAUGGCUGUUACGGCUCUGGAGCAGACCUCUUCGUUCGCCCGCGCCUACGCCAAGGGUGUGCACAAGAAGGAGUACUGGGGUUACACCUUCGAGGACUCGAUGGACCUCAUCGCCAAGCUCCCCACCAUCGCGGCCCGCAUCUACCAGAACGUCUUCAAGGGCGGCAAGGUCGUCCCGGCCGAGAAGGACAAGGACUACUCGUUCAACUUUGCCAACCAGCUGGGCUUCGGCAACAACGCCGACUUCAUUGAGCUUCUCCGUCUCUACCUGACUAUCCACACCGACCACGAGGGCGGUAACGUCAGCGCGCACACCACCCACCUUGUCGGCAGUGCCCUUAGCUCGCCCUUCCUGUCUCUGGCCGCUGGCCUGAACGGUCUGGCCGGCCCUCUCCACGGCCUGGCCAACCAGGAGGUGCUCAACUGGCUCACCGAGAUGAAGAAGGUUGUUGGUGACGACCUCAGCGACGCGGCCAUCACCAAGUACCUCUGGGACACCCUCAACGCCGGCCGUGUCGUCCCCGGUUACGGCCAUGCCGUCCUCCGCAAGACCGACCCCCGCUACUCGGCUCAGCGCACCUUUGCUCAGGCCAAGAUGCCCGAGGACCCCAUGUUCAAGCUCGUCAGCCAGGUCUACAAGAUCGCCCCUGGCGUCCUUACCGAGCACGGCAAGACCAAGAACCCUUACCCCAACGUCGAUGCCCACUCUGGUGUGCUCCUCCAGUACUAUGGCCUGACUGAGGCCAACUACUACACUGUCCUGUUUGGUGUGUCGCGCGCCAUUGGUGUGCUGCCGCAGCUCAUUAUCGACCGUGCUCUCGGCGCGCCCAUCGAGCGCCCCAAGUCUUUCUCGACCGACAAGUGGGCCGAGAUUGUCGCGAAGCUGUAA
Molecule: messenger RNA, 1419 nt
Organism: Dichotomopilus funicola
Lineage: Eukaryota; Fungi; Ascomycota; Sordariomycetes; Sordariales; Chaetomiaceae
Product: citrate synthase-like protein
Exons: 5
Coding region: 1-1419 (472 amino acids)
Biological process (GO): tricarboxylic acid cycle; carbohydrate metabolic process; citrate metabolic process
Cellular component (GO): mitochondrial matrix
Source: RefSeq, a predicted model, not a curated record